AUGGGGGAGAUUGUAAACAAAAUCGUGGGUACAUAUACGUACGUGAUGGAUGAAUUGAGUGAUCCGAGGACAAGACAUCUUCCUUUAAUGUCAAAUCCACUGCCUUUACUUAUUUUAGUCGCUGUUUACCUUAAGUUCUGUACAUCAAUUGGACCCCGCUUUAUGAAAAAUAGACCAGCUUUUGAGUUAAAAACCGUUAUUAUGAUAUAUAACAUAUUCCAAGUAUUAUUAAGUGCAUUUUUGUUAAAAAAGGGUCUUUACUAUAUGCUUUCAGAAGAUUACAGCUUUGUAUGUGAUCCCAUUACACACACAAAUGAUCCUCGAGUAUAUUUGACAGCAAGAAAUUCAUGGUGGUAUUUCUUUGCGAAAAAUACAGAGUUAUUAGAAACAGUAUUCUUCGUGUUAAGGAAGAAGAACAAUCAGAUUUCUACACUUCACUUAUAUCAUCACACAAUGGUCCUCUUGAGUGCGUGGCUUGCAUGUAAAUUCUUCCCAGUUGGGCCGCUUAUUUUAGUUGGAACUCUGAACUCCUUCGUCCACGUACUUAUGUACACUUACUACUUCCUCGCAGGACUUGGACCACAAUAUCAAAAGUACUUGUGGUGGAAAAAACAUUUAACUUUGAUUCAGCUUAUUCAAUUUAGCAUUAUAAUCGCUCACAACGUUAAUGCUCUAUUCCACGAUUGCAACUACCCAAAACUUGUCCACGUUUUCUUGAUAUCAAACGCCCUGUUGCUAACAUAUAUGUUUGGUAAUUUCUACCAUAAUAGUUAUGUAAAAGUUAAGUCGAAGAAAACAGAAGUCAACGGCAAAAUCGGAAUCAAAGAAGUUCCAAAAAAUAGAAGAAAGAACACUACUGUGGGGCAAUAA
Arctia plantaginis is the source of this 870-nucleotide messenger RNA. NCBI's taxonomy places the organism in Eukaryota, Metazoa, Arthropoda, Insecta, Lepidoptera, Erebidae. The record is from the annotation of a GenBank genome assembly.